ACACUAACCCAUUCUAAAACCUUAAACACAUUUCAACAAACAGAAAUAUCAUUUGAUUAGAAUCACCCCCAUGGCUGCUCUUAAGAUGGUUAGCGUUCUUGUUGUGUGCAUGUUAGUGGCAGCUCCAAUGGCUACACAAGCCAUAACAUGUGGUCAAGUGGCAAGCUCCCUCGCCCCAUGCAUUAAUUAUCUCAAGGGUCAAGGUGCGCAAGCCCCUCCAGCAGCAUGCUGCAAUGGAGUGAAGGCCAUCAACAACGCUGCUAAAACCACCCCUGACCGUCAAACAGCUUGUAAUUGUUUGAAAUCAGCUGCCCGAGGCGUUUCUGGGCUCAACCCUAGCACAGCAGAGAGUCUCCCUAGUAAAUGUGGAGUUAGCAUUCCUUACAAGAUCAGCUUGUCCACAAACUGCGCCACCGUGAAGUGAGAUGAAUAGAAGACUUUGGGCGUGGAGAUAUGAUAGUAAUAUAGGAAUAAUAAUAAAAUCUCAGCUGCGCACCGCGGUUGGGAAGGGGUCUCCUCUCCGCUUUAGCGAGGCUCUUACUUGUUAGUGUAAUUUUGUGUUUUAAGUUAUUUCCCGUGGGUAGUGUGUCAUAAAUGAGAUCUAUAUAAUACAUAUUUGUUGGAUUGCUGAUCA
Manihot esculenta (cassava) is the source of this 634-nucleotide messenger RNA. RefSeq names its product non-specific lipid-transfer protein 1. Gene Ontology annotation, molecular function: lipid binding. Gene Ontology annotation, biological process: lipid transport. The transcript has 2 exons. The record is from RefSeq and is a predicted model, not a curated record. NCBI's taxonomy places the organism in Eukaryota, Viridiplantae, Streptophyta, Magnoliopsida, Malpighiales, Euphorbiaceae. Gene Ontology annotation, cellular component: membrane. Bases 71 to 424 code for a protein of 117 amino acids.